GCAUUUCUGUUUUUGGAUGAAAUGUUCACAUUUUUGUCAUCAAAUUUGAUUCAGGAGAGAAACUAGAGAGAGAAAGUGGAGAGAGAUUGGGAUAAGGAUGCAGAAAGAAUACUUUAGGGUUAGGGUUUCAAUCAAUGGGAUCCCCUGAAAUUGACAAGACCACCACCCCCACCACCACCACCACCACCACCACCACCACCAACACCAACACCUCCCCAUCAGACUCUGUUACAAUCCAAGACUCCGCUAUAUUUAGUUACAUAAGCAACCUUUCCCCUAUAAAGCCUGUGAAAGCAGCACCUAUGGCAGCAGGCUUCUCAGGACUUGGCUCUCCUCCUAGUGUGUUCACAUCACCUCAUCUAAAUCGACAUCAAGAAACAUCUUAUUUGAAAAGGCCUCGAUGCCGUCAAUUAUGUAGUGCAGAAUUAUCUCAACAGGAUGUUAGAGGCAAGAAAAUUGCCAUAUGUUCAAAUGAAAUUGAGAAAUCCGAAACCCAAGGCAGCAGUGUAUUGGUCCCUUGCACUGAGAAAGAAUGUGAAAACAAGGGAUCUGUGCAAGGCCAGGCUACUAGUCCCUCAGGAUGUGUUGAUGAUUAUUUGGCCGAUUCUGUGGAGGUGGAUUGUGCAAACUCUGUACAUUCAGGCAGUUUAAGUUUGAUACAAUCUGGUGAUGUGCCUAAAUCAUUGAAUGAUUGUAAUGAUUUGAAGGAAAUGAUACCAAAACUUGAUGAAAAAAAUGAUAUAGGACAAUAUGCAGAGAAGGCAUUAGGUGCUUUUCCAGCCACUUCAGAGCUAGCUGGGCAGAACUUUCAAGAAAAGUCAUCAUUUGACAAUAAGCCUGUUGAAACUGAUACUAAGCAGGGAAGCAGUGAGAUGACUCCAAAUAUAUGCCCAAUAGUUGAAUCUGAUUUGUCUGUAGACAAAGCACUUGAAGAACAUUAUGAUCUUCCAGUAGCUCAGCAUGUUGUAGCUGCACAUAAGGAGAAAUUGGAUUGUGCAAUUCAGUUUCUUCAGGAAUCUUUGCAGCCCAUUCAGGGAUAUGGCGAUAGCAGCAUGACCGCUAUACAAGCCUCAGACAGACAUGUUGAGAAUAUCAUCCUCCAUGAUCCCAAGGGUAAACAGCAUUCUGGCAUGCAUAGACGCUGUCCUUGGUUUGAAGAGGCUCAUCAGAAUAUUAUGACAAACAGCCCUGGUUUUGGGAGUCCGUCAAAUAUUGUAACUAACUCAAGGCUAUCUACUAGUCAUGCAGACUUGGAGGUUUUUGAAUCAUCUUGUCUAGAAGUAAGUGCAGCUUCCAGUGGUAGGCAGCUGAUUAACUUGACCCAACCCAUGAUUUCCCAUAGAAACAGUGGAUCAAAAUCAGCAGUUUUGAAGCCUUCAGGUAUUGGAUUACACUUAAAUAGCAUCAUUAAUGCCAUGCCAAUAGCUUGUGGCGCUAUUGGAAGCAUGAAAUCUGCUGAAAAGGGUUACAUGAAUGUAGAAGGGAGGAAAUUAAUCUGUCAGCAACCAGCAAACACAAAGAGUGGCUCAAUUUUACGGAAUGUGAGAGAGAAAGUUUCAGCAAGCAGUGAAGAUGGUAGUUAUGAAACUCAGGCCUUAGCAGCAAUAACUUCUCUUGCUUCUCAGUCUUCCCAAAUUGAGAAACCAUCAAAUGAUCCUGCAUUGUUGAAGCAAGGCGAGUAUCAGACAACUCCAUGUGACAAAGGGAAGUCCAUCUCCAAACGUGCUGAUGCUGUUGAGGAAUUGAACCGAUCAAGCCCCAAAAAGAAAAGGAAGAAGGCAUGGACCACCAAUGAUGAUGAUGAUGAUGAUGAUGAUGAUGAUGAUUAUAGUUGCAUUCAUUGCAAUUGUAAGAAGUCUAAAUGUUUAAAACUUUACUGUGAUUGUUUGGCUGCUGGAAUCUAUUGCGAUGAAACUUGUACUUGCCAAGAAUGCUUUAACAGACUUGACUAUGAAGAUACAGUUCAGGAGACCCGGCAACAAAUCGAAUCUCGAAAUCCACUUGCAUUUGCUCCAAAGAUUGUACAGCAUGUCACUGACUCUCCCGCAAACAACAAUGGGGAGAAUGGUAAUAAUUCGACACCAUCCUCAGCAAGGCACAAAAGAGGGUGCAAUUGCAAGAAAUCUAUGUGUUCAAAAAAAUACUGCGAGUGCUAUCAGGCUAAUGUUGGAUGCUCUACUGGAUGCCGGUGUGAAGGCUGUAAAAAUGUCUAUGGUAGAAAGGAAGAAUAUGACAUGACUAAGGAUGCAUUGAGCAAAGGACCCAUUCAUGAAAGUUUUGAAAACACAUUUGACGAGAAACUCGAAAUGGUGUCAAACCAAGAAGGUUUGUUGCAGACUGAGCUGUGUAAUCCUCAAAACUUGAUGCCUUUGACACCAUCAUUCCAGUUCUCGAACCAUUGGAAAGAUGUGUCGAAAUCCCAGUUUUCUACCAGAAGAAGCCUUCCAUCACCUGCAUCCAAUGUUACCUUCUUGCCACCUCAUGGAAAGUCACAAAGAUCUCCUGAGAAUUCUGAUAGCCAUGGCAUGUUACUGAAAGCUAGGAAACACGAUGAAGAUGUAGUUUCUUGUUAUCAGGGAUUGGAUUAUAGCAAUGCAGAGACAGUGGAUGGAUUCUCACUGAGAUGUGACGAACUUGCCAUUGGAAAUGAUCUCAGUACACUAACUAAUCCUCCCUCAACAACAAUAGCUUCUCCAUUGUCAUCAAAAUUAAGCGACUGGACAACUAUUUCAAGAUCCCAAUCAUGUCCCGUUAGUGGCCAUUUAUCAUCAAUUGGUUCUGAUGAGAAGCUUCCUGAUACAAUGGAAGAUAACAUGACUGAGAUACUGAAGGACACUUCUACCCCCCUCGAUGCACUGAAAGUUAUGUCCCCGCCAUGCAUUGAUUCCAAAGACAGUACCAGUCAGAAUGUAAAUGAUCCGGAAGAUUGUAGUAGCAAGAAAUGACAAUCAACUGGAGACCAUCCUUAUUAUGAAAAUCCAUCACCUAUGUUGUACCCUUCCUCCCAAAGCAUUCCGGCAUCUGUUAUUCCUAGUCUCACCCAGUGAAGCAAAAUUGAACAAGGGAGAAAGACAUGGAAUUGAUUGGAACCGUAGCCAAGUGGCUAAGGCUUGAGUUUGCAAAACUUAUAUUCGUCAGUUCAAAUCCGACCAGUUCCUACAGCGCCAUUCCACUCAUCAUUUUUUUACAUGCUUGGGGCCCCAGACCAAAGGUUCAAAGUUGAGAAUUCUUGGGGAGAGAAUUUUUGCAAGUUUCAUUCAUUUAUACCAAACAACUAGUGAAAUAAUCCCAACACACACUGUUACUUACCUGAUUAGGCUUAGCUAGCUAAUCCUAUCCUUCAAUUUGUAAUUUAUGAUUUUUAGUUAGUAGUAACAGAAUAAUAAGGAUCAGGUUGUAAUCCUUUUCUAGAGAUUAGGUUGUUAUCCCUUUAUAUUGGAAAUAAACACAGUGAAGCAAGCAGAUUUUUACCAACAAAGCUCAGGAGGAAAGGGGUCCCUCGAAGAACCCCAUACUCAUUCCUUUUUAUCGGCAAUACUCCCAUUUUUACAUGCAAAUUAGUAAGGUCUUUUACAUACACACAAUGAUCUCAUGUUCAUAAUUAUAAUAAUUGUCAAGAAUGUCAUGCUUACUGAAAAGAAAGAAACUUUCCAAUCACCUGAACUAGAAAAAAACAAAAAAAUAGAUCCUUAAUUAGUGCACUCCAAAUUCCAAUAGACUGAUUAUCCAACCUAAAAGAGCCUGUAAUAAUCCUCAUUUGACCAAAGCUCAAUAGUAGACUCAACUUCUACCAGUAGCGCACAAAAAAAUAUUAAGGAAAGUCUGGCCACAUCGACUUUUAAGUGCCUGUCGAAGCUUCUUGUAGACUCAAAAAAAUAUAGAGAAUAAAACACAACAUUUUAAAAAUGCACUUCAAAAUACUUUAUUUUUCAGCAUAAGGAUGUUCUGAAUUACACCAUAACCCAAAAGGACAAUCAACUAUGGAAAAAAGAUCUCAAAAUGAGAUAAACAACCCAUCUCAAAGAAAACAGGAUAUAGCCAUAGAGAAAAUUAUUUUAGGAAAAGACAAAACUAAGAGAUUGAGCAAUGCAAGUAUACCAUAUACCC
Molecule: messenger RNA, 4107 nt
Organism: Camellia sinensis
Lineage: Eukaryota; Viridiplantae; Streptophyta; Magnoliopsida; Ericales; Theaceae
Product: protein tesmin/TSO1-like CXC 2
Molecular function (GO): DNA-binding transcription factor activity
Source: RefSeq, a predicted model, not a curated record